Molecule: messenger RNA, 537 nt
Organism: Plasmopara halstedii
Lineage: Eukaryota; Oomycota; Peronosporomycetes; Peronosporales; Peronosporaceae
Exons: 4
Coding region: 1-537 (178 amino acids)
Molecular function (GO): phosphatidylinositol binding
Source: RefSeq, a predicted model, not a curated record
AUGGCAAGCGACAAGCGUCCAAUUCUUUCGGAGUGCGAUAGCGACGAAGAUCCCGAGCGUAAACAGCAGCAGCAGAAACGGGAGGACUCGAACAGUAGCGCUAAAACCGCAGGGUCGCAGAGUGAGGAAGAGAUUGACCCUGUCAUUCACAAUGCGUAUACCGACUUUUCAGGUAACAUGCGAAGGGUCGAGCGCCGCUUCUCCGAAUUUGUGGCUUGUGCGGCUGAGAUUAAUACGCGACUCGAAAGCAAUCGUGCUGCUCGCUGCUGUACGAGAUUAGAGAACGAAGAGAGUAAGGAUGAGGUCUUUGAGCCCUUCAAAUGGGAGCUUCCGGCAAAAACGUGGUUCCGUGUCACCCAAAAAAAUGCUCUUGAAGAGCGCCGAGCACAGCUCGAAUCGUCAAUGGAGACGUUGCUCCUACAGGAUGAUCGUAGAAUUUGCAGAUUGCCCGUCUUGCGUGACUUUCUCAUGCUUGACAUUUUUGGUGUCCAGGUGACGGAGCAAAAGAAUUUUGAGGCCGCUCAACCCUUUGAAUGA